Messenger RNA from Plenodomus lingam JN3, 2625 nucleotides. RefSeq lists its product as uncharacterized. NCBI's taxonomy places the organism in Eukaryota, Fungi, Ascomycota, Dothideomycetes, Pleosporales, Leptosphaeriaceae. The record is from RefSeq and is a predicted model, not a curated record.
AUGUCGGCUGCUAGGACAAGUUGUGCAGACAGACGACGGGGAGUUGCAGUAGAGGCGCAUUGUGUUGCAUUGAUUGGAUUGUGGAGUGGUUUGGCUUCAAGGGAGCCUUGGAGGGUCGCAGAGGCGUUCAUAGGACGGACUACUCACCCCUGCCCCUCUGUAGACCGCGUAUGGUGCAAGCAAGCGAGGCUGAAGCUGACCAACCUUCUGUGCGCCGUUGAACGACAACUCAGCAGCAGCAGCAGCAGCAGGACGCUCUCAGCUCGCUUUGAGGAGACUUGUUUCAUGCCAUUGUUUGCUGUCGUCGUCGUCGCAAGUGAGAUGAGUCCAGUGUCCAACGGCAGCAAACGGACAGAUCGGGCAUGGACGACCGGCAGAGCCAAUGGCAACAACGGCGAGAUCGCUUAUUUCCCGUUCACUCACCUAGCUGGACCUCUCGUAAGCCCGCCUCUCUUUUUCCCCCCAAACCCUUUGUUCCUCUCAGCCAACGGCCUUUCGCUUCCGGGAUUUCGGGCGAAUACCAUGAUGUCCAGCCCUCCCCUCAUGAAGGUUCAUGUCGUCAAUACUGUCGCAAAACUUGCCCGUACGCACGCCAACAUGGCUGACCAGCUGCCAGAAAACGAUCACGACUCGGCCUUUGGCGAAGACGACUUCUUCUGGGUCACUGAUCCCAUGUUUGCUCUAUCGCCUGUCGUGGGUACAAAGCGCGAGGCCGACCAGCUCAAAGAAACGCAUGCCCAACCCUCUCAAACGCCUGGCCCGGGCUUUGAGAACCCAAAUGGCAUCGACCCAGCCAUCUUAUGCUGCACUCAUUGCCUGGAACCGUGCCCCGAGGCGCGCAAUGUACGCCCAGCUAAGCGCAGGGCUUCGGCCCAGAAGGUAGGCGAGUAUCACCAUCUCCCCGCCGACUCGUCCCUCGACGUGGACUGUCAGUUUCCAGACGACUGCUUUGAGAAGUUUUGUCAAGAGUGUAACUUGGACCCUGUGUGCCCGCCAGACUGUGCUGCGGCUUGUCCCAGCCCCGACUGCCCAGAGGAGGACGCUUGCUUCGACCCUCACUGCAAGCAGACGGAGCAACACUGUACGGACGGCUGUGUGGACCCGGAGUGUACCAAGUUGACCUGUCCAGAGAAGCCUUGCUUCUGCCAAAAGUGCAACGUCCGACCUUGCCCCUUGGGCGACCCCAACAACGAGUGUCAUCUUGCACACUCUGCUCCCACUCCUGUCGGUACCGUCUACUGCUACGACAAUGCACCUUGCCAUUUUCAAGAGGAAUACCCGGGACACAGCAACGGCUUAGAGUCUUUCGAAACCUACCCCUGCUUCUCUCCUACUCACGACAACUUCAACGGCAGUAACAACCUGACUACGACGGCAUCGAGUGCUGCAACACCGGCGCUCUCUCACAGCAACUAUACCUCGCUGGAGAGUGUCUUCUCGGGAGAAUUAUCGCCAGCUCCGGGACAAUCCGCCUUUUCGAACAAUUGCCUCCUGAACACAUCCGGGGACCAUUGCCACAUCGACAACUCUUGUUGUCAUGGUACAAAGAGAGCCUGCGGAGACUGUCCCUCGGCAUCGAAACAACAGUUGGACUUUUGGAACACCUCGAUCGCCCAAGGCAAUGGGCUGGCGAAUAACUUUAUGAACUUCAACUUCAACCCAAGCUUGCCAACGAGUCCCUUGUCCGCAGAUCGCAAUUCUAUUGGAUCAAACACUUUCAAUCUGGACAAUGCUAUGAUGGGCUUCAACGACCAGUCGUGGAUGAUGGCGGAUUCUAAUUUCCCGACCACAUUCCAGAACACGUUUGGCACCAAUAAGCUAGACUUUCUUGCCUCGGCGGUGCAGCAUGACAUGGGUCGACCUACGACAACGGCGAGUGUGGCUUCGAGCUCGCUGGUAGAGAGUGGAAACUCGGACAGCCAGGCUUGUAUCUGCAAAUGGCAACAUGCUCCUGGUAUACUCUGCCUUGCUGUGUUCCAGUCGCCGGAAGCCCUCCACAAACACAUCAAGACCGCCCACGUCGACAACUGCACCCACUGCUUCUGUCAAUGGGAAUCCUGUGAUGCCUCCACCAAAGACUUCAAACAGCGCUCCAAGCUCUCGCGCCACUUGCUCGGCCAUGCUGGCUAUCGCCCCUACGCCUGCAGUUAUGCAGGCUGCGACAAGACUUUUGCCACCAACCAAGCCAAGGACAACCACGAGCGUACGCACACGGGCGAGCGACCCUAUGUGUGUGAUAGGUGCGGAUACACAACCACAACCCACACGCAGUUGCAGACACAUAUCAGUGCCCUGCACGAGGGAAAGAAGCCGCACAAAUGCAGGUUCUGCGACUUUACGUGCGCGGAUUCGAGCAACCUGAGUAAACACGAACGCACGCAUCAGACUCUCCGUCCGUACAGAUGUCCCCAUGCAAACUGCACCUUCAAGCCCGACUGUCGGUGGGAAAACCUCAAGCGCCACCUUCGUCGCUCCGGUCACUGUCCGCAGCUCUUGGUGGAAACGAGCGAGGAGUACAAGACGUAUAGGGAGAGUGUUCGGCGUGAGAUUGAUGAGUGGCACAAGAGAAAUGAAGAUGGCGGGGUUGGCAAGGCUGGAAGGAGAAAGGGCAGGAGGGCGUCAUGA